Messenger RNA from Rodentolepis nana, 2352 nucleotides. NCBI's taxonomy places the organism in Eukaryota, Metazoa, Platyhelminthes, Cestoda, Cyclophyllidea, Hymenolepididae. The record is from the annotation of a GenBank genome assembly.
AUGUUUGCUCCAGGUGAAGAGGGGCUUCAUAUUUUAAUUAAAAAUAUUAAAGGUUAACCAUAAUACAUUUUUUAAAAUGCAAUGCUUUCGUUUUAGUCCACGAUGUCCCAUUGGCCCAUCCCACACCUGUCAUGUCAAGAUACUUAUCCAGUUUUAGUCUAUACCUUCAAGCACGUCCAUACAGAGAUGUCUUAAGCAAACUGACAUUAUAUUUCAACCCAUGAGCGCACACACACACACUUGACUACUCGUGCGCAUCCCUCAUUCCUUAGAAUAUUCAUCGUGGUUGUUCAAUAUACCUUGACGGAUACAAUUUUUGCGCUCAACGUUUGUAAAUGCUGUUUGCUGUUAUCACCCCUCCAUUAGACUUCGCCCGAAUACAAUCAUGUACAAAUCGUGGAAAGUUAGUUUGCCUGAAAGCCAAUGUGAAUAUGCAUUAAUAAUCUACCCGAUUCUCAUUAUUUUUAUUAUCAUUUUCUUUUAUGAUAAGUUAUUUCUACGCCACUUCUUUGAAUUGUCUAUUUUCUGGGGGUGUGCGCAGAUGCAAAUUGAGGAAUGUCGCAGUUAGCAAGUAAGUAAGACGCAACACUCGAGAUUGUCACUAAUCUCUCCAAAUCCCUUAGAUUUGUCUUCUUGGUCUACUUUGUCUCCUUUUGUAUGCAACAAAAUGGCAAUCAAAAAUUUGUAUGUAGCCUUUUCAUGAAUUACUGUCAAAAUUAAUGAAUUCGGCUUUUAGCAGUCGCGAAAUUUGGAAUUAUCCCUCUCUCUGCCUGUACUACUGGAAACAUAAUAAUCAACUAACUCACUAGUAUAAAUAGUGUGCGUUAAUGAAUAGCCACUUCAUCAAAAUGUCAAGUUAGAACGAGGAUUUUCUCAAGGACUAAUUUAAAAAAAUGUCGGCUUUCUUUUAGCCUUUUUGCUCUUCAAGUUCCUGAGUUCUUAGGAGUUCUUAGUUUAUCUCCUAAAUUUGCUUUGUGUAUGUGCGAAUCACUGUUACUCAUACAUUUCGUUGUGCGAGCUCUGCUACUACAGAGAUAUUGCAUGUUAUCGUGUUGUUUAAAUAGGGUGAACAGAAAAUUACCAAUUAUGUUGCGCAAAUUAGCGUUCGAGUGUAACAUUUAGUGUGCGAAUCAUUCAUAAUUUCUUUGCAUUUGAAUACCACAAAUGAAUAGGUAACGAGGUACUUAUGACCAAAUCGAAUCGCAAACUGCCCCAUUGGAUCACAUAAAUUUAUGCCAGACUGUGAAUCAAGCUGUUAAAGCGAAAUGUUUUCAAGAAAAAAUGUCACGUUGAAUUAACUUAAACUGGAAAUUUCACAAACAUUUGGUCUACGCACUUACCACCAGGCUAAUCUUAUCAUUGGAAUACCACGGAUGCUGAGUUUAAUUAUUCUCAAAUAAAUCAGAUCAUUGAAAUAUCAAAUUAACUUAACCACAAUGGUUUUCGACAUUAUGGGAAUUAACGAUCUCCUAUAGUUGGGACCGUUGACACUAAAUGUUGAUUUAAAUUCAUUAGAAUGACUAUCCAUCUUCUGUCUACCUUCUAAUCGAAAUAUAUUUCCCUAUAGUAUCUGUUCAUUUAACGAAAGGUUACAUCCACAAAGUUCAAUUUUAUCGAUCAAUUAAAAUAAUUUUUCGCUGUCUGCACAUUUCACCAAAAUAUCCGUUUAAAUUUCAUUAUUAUUGUAGGUUAAUAAAUUUCUAGGUUAAUAAAACUCCAGCAUGAGCUUCGUCAAAAAUAGAACAGAAUAUUAGUUUGCAAAAUUAGGUAAUGUGCUUGAAAAAAAGUCCUAUAGUUUUGAUUGGCCGAGUCUAACCUUUUCCCCCACCCCGAAAUCUACGUAGAAACUAUCAUAAUUGGGCCAUAUUUAAGACUUUAUUAAAGAGGUUGAUUAAUAAUGCUUGGAUAAUAGAAAUUGACUCUAUUUCACUUGAGUCUUACGGACAAUAUUCCUUAAUUUUUUUCAUAUUAAAUGAAACUUCUGUUGCUACUCCAAUAUAAAGCCCUUUAGUCAAUUUUAGUGGUGGAAUAUACACAUUGGCUGGGUCUCUAUUUGAGUAAUUUGAGAAAAAAUGUUGUCUGACAGCUUAUAGAGUUUAUCAUGAAAUCAAUGAGCGUAGCAGAGGUAGAGCUUAGUCAUCACUAAAUUCCAUCAAUCGCCUCCAAUUUGAUGGCAGAAAGUGAUUGAUUGCUUAACAUAAAUAGGAUAUUUCAAAAGUAAUAUGAUCGUUAAAGUUAACGGUAAAGGAGUUUGACCAUUUAAUUACCUUUAUCCAUGCAUAAGGGUAACGCAAAAGUUUCUUUAAUCAUUUAAACUAUCAUUUUUAAAUUGGCGGCAUAUAAUCAAGGUGA